Messenger RNA from Oldenlandia corymbosa var. corymbosa, 1584 nucleotides. The record is from the annotation of a GenBank genome assembly. NCBI's taxonomy places the organism in Eukaryota, Viridiplantae, Streptophyta, Magnoliopsida, Gentianales, Rubiaceae.
AUGGCGGGUGCCAGACUACAACCGCCGUCCUCCGCCUCUGCAACUGCGUCCUUCAACUCCUUCAUUUCGAAGCUCCUUCUCCUCCUAACUCUAUUACCACUAACGCUUGCCCUUUUCGCCUUUAUCCUUCAAUGGCGCGGUGGUGGAGUGGACGAUCCCAUCUCAAGGUGGUCGCCGGAGGAGUCCCACAAGUUUCCCGGCAUGGACAGCUCGCCGUUGGCCACUGUUGGAGCGCACUCUUCUCAGUCAUCUGAUUGUUCUUCGAUUCUGGGAAACAGCAAUAGGUUGUCGUUUCCUUAUUACAGGGACUGGAAGUUCAAUUUCCAAGCAGAUCUUAAGCCCAAGAUAUGUGUUACAACUAGUACGUCUGCUAGCUUGGAGCAGAUUCUCCCAUGGAUGUUCUAUCAUAAAGUUAUUGGUGUUUCAAAUUUCUUUCUCUUCGUGGAGGGUAAAGCUGCAUCUCCUGCGGUCUCUAAAGUCCUUGAAUCCAUUCCAGGAGUAAAAGUAAUCUACCGAACCAAAGAACUUGAAGAUCAACAGGCAAAGAGCCGUAUCUGGAAUGAAACAUGGCUUUCCAGUUUCUUUUACAAGCCAUGCAAUUAUGAGCUCUUUGUGAAGCAAUCGCUUAAUAUGGAGAUGGCAAUUGUCAUGGCGAGGGAUGCUGGUCUGGAUUGGAUUAUACAUCUUGAUACUGAUGAGUUACUGCAUCCUGCUGGUGCGCGUGAGUACUCUUUGCGGCAGUUGCUGCUUGAUGUUCCUAGUAAUGUUGACAUGGUUAUCUUUCCAAACUAUGAAAGCAGUGUGGAAAGGGAUGACAUCAAAGAACCUUUUACUGAGGUAUCCAUGUUCAAGAAGAAUUAUGACCACUUAACGAAAGAUACAUAUUUUGGCAUGUAUAAAGAGGCAACUCGCGGAAACCCGAAUUACUUUUUGACCUAUGGAAAUGGGAAAUCAGCUGCUCGAGUUCAAGAUCAUCUUCGCCCUAACGGUGCCCACCGAUGGCACAACUAUAUGAAAACUCCCAAUGAGAUUAAACUGGAGGAAGCUGCUGUGUUGCAUUACACGUACGCCAAAUAUUCAGACUUGACUUCCAGGCGAGAUCGAUGUGGCUGUAAGCCUACAAAGGAUGAUGUCAAACGAUGCUUCAUGUUGGAAUUUGACAGAUCUGCGUUCAUAAUUGCUUCCACAGCAACAGAGGAAGAAAUGCUGAACUGGUACAAUGAGCAUGUUGUGUGGACGGACAAAACUUUGAAUCUGAAACUCUUGAGAAAGGGUAUCUUGACACGCAUAUAUGCUCCUAUGGUUAUUAUCCAAGGUUUGAGAGAGGCAGGUGUAUUUGGCUCAGUCAUAGCAUCGGCGCAAGCAUCUCUUACAAAGGACAAUUUCCUAGCAUCAAUUGAGAGCAGCAAUUCAACUAAGGCUGAUUCCUCUCUAUCACUUUCUUCCAGAAAGGUUGGUCGAAGUAAAGAGUACCAGGCAACAGCCAGAAGAAUCUUUGAUGCUGCAACCAGUAGCUAUCAUGAAGCUGCUGUACCACCUUUAUCACCCCCUAAGAUGGAUGACGACCUGAAGAUCGAAGCUUGA